Leptopilina boulardi is the source of this 2452-nucleotide messenger RNA. RefSeq lists its product as uncharacterized. The transcript is spliced from 4 exons. Lineage: Eukaryota; Metazoa; Arthropoda; Insecta; Hymenoptera; Figitidae. Bases 402 to 2378 code for a protein of 658 amino acids. The record is from RefSeq and is a predicted model, not a curated record.
CCAGAUUUGAGCCGUCAGGAACGAAUUUGCGACAUGCAAUUAUUGUCGUCAAACUGACGGCUACGCCUCUAGAUCGUCUAUAAUAAUAUUCUAAUUUCAAAAAAAAAAAAUUAAAAAAGAAAUCUCUCUUCACUAAAAAAAAAAAAUUUAGUGCAAUUAAUCUAUAUAACAAGCCUAAAAAUAUUUUAAAUGUGAUGAAAAUAAAGUAUCAAUCGUAGAAUUCAUUUUUAAAAAAAUUCACGUGAAAAAAAGAAAACAAAAUUUUAUAGAGAAAAAAUGAAAAAAAUAUUUAUUAAAAAUUCAUGACAACCACGAAAAAAAUUUAAAAAUGGUGCGAUUAAAAAUUGACUAUCCAAGAAUAUCACUUAGUCAGCACAAGUAAUACUCAGAAUGAUCAUCAAAUGAAGAAACAGAUAAAAAAACUUGUGUGCCUAAAAAAAUGGCUGAUAGUGAUAAUUAUAUUUAUAUUAGGAUAUUUAUUUUCAAUUAAUAGUAUUUCAUUCCGACAAUUUCGACUCGAAUCGUACUUAAAUAAUUUAUCUCAAGGAAAUGAUAUUGAAUCACGGCCUCAUUUUGUAGUUUUAAAAAAUUCGGGGUACCUAGUACAAAAGAAAGGAUGUCAUAUUCCAGCAAUGGAUCCACAUGAUUCGGCAAUUAAAAAAUAUAUUGAAAUCGCUAAGCCUAUAAAAUGUAAUAAUGAAAAUUAUUUAUCGCUUAUAGAAUCAAAUAAUACUGCAAUUUUUAUUAAUAAUAAAUCAAAAGAGCGUUUCUAUAAUGAGACUGAAUUUGCCGAUUGUUGUUGGCAAACAUUUUGGCGAACUGAAAACGAAGACAAUUCAUAUACACAUGAAUUAGAAUGUCAUAAAUUUCAAGAUUCAGUAAAUAUCACUGAAGAAUUCAUUAAAGUUAAAUGCUCAAAAAAUAAUAAAACUAUUUAUCGUGAUUAUCAUGCAUUUUUGCCUAAAAAACCAAAUAUCAUGGAACGAAUUGAAAAAAGAAAAAAAUCACAUUCAGAAUUACUUAGUUUAUUAAUUAUUGGAAUAGAUUCUGUAUCAAGACUUAAUUUUCAUCGAAUGAUGCCAAAAACAGUUAAAACUUUACAAAAUCUUAAUGCUUUGGAAAUGUUUGGUUAUAAUAAAGUUGGUGAGAAUACAUAUCCAAAUGUAAUACCAACAUUAACUGGAUAUUCUAGUGAGGAAAUAGAAAAAAUAUGUUGGAAAAAUAAAAAAACACCAUUUGAUAAAUGUCCAUUUAUAUGGAAAAAUUUUAGUUCAUCUGGUUAUUUAACAAUAUUCGGUGAAGACGCUUGUGAUAUUUCAACAUUUAAUUAUUUAAAACCAGGAUUUCGUCAACAACCAACAGAUUAUUAUCUUCGUCCAUUUUGUUUAGCAGCUGAGAAAGAAAUUGGUAAUCAUCAUAAAGUAAAUACAAAUCUUUGUUUAGGUGGUAGAAAAAAUUUUCAAGUUCUACUUAAUUAUUCAUUUAAAACAGCAAUGGAAUUUAAAGAUAAACCAUAUUUUGCCUUCUUUUGGCAAACAAGCCUAACUCAUGAUUAUUUAGAAUAUGCACAAUUAGGCGAUAAUUCAUAUAAUGAAUUUAUUAUGAAUUUAGAAAAAAAUAAACUUUUAAAUAAAACGGCAUUAAUAUUUAUGAGUGAUCAUGGUUUAAGAUGGGGUUCAUUUCGUCAAACUUAUCAAGGUAGAGUUGAAGAUAGUUUACCAUUUGUAUUUAUUGUAUUACCAAAUUGGUGGAAAGAAAAAUAUUCAAUUGCAUGGAUUAAUUUAAAAAGAAAUACCAAAAGUUUAACAACAGCAUAUGAUUUACAUGAGACAUUAAUGGAUUUAUUAAAUAAUGAAGAAUUAAAUGAAAAAUUAAUACGAGAACGUGGGAAAAAAAUUUUUAAAAAUAUAAAACGUGGAAUAAGUUGGUUUCUUCCAAUUCCAGAUUAUCGUACAUGUUCAAUGGCUGAAAUUCCAGAACAUUGGUGUAUGUGUCAUGGUAAUAAAAAUGUUUCUCUAAUUGAUUCUAAUGUAAUGAAUAGUGGAAAAUUUAUAGUCAAUGAAUUAAAUCGAAUGCUUGAUAAAUUUCCCCAAUGUGCUAAUUUAACGUUAAAACGAUUAAUUGAUGCAACAAUGUUAAUGGAAAAGGAAAAAAUUGGAAGUAAAAUAAAAAAAAGUGAAACAUCAGCACCUUGGUUUGAUUUUACAAUAACAUUGGAAACAAUACCGGGUAAUGGAAUUUUUGAGGGAUCAGUAAGAUACAGAAAUGAUAGUAAAAAAAUGGAAUUAACUGGAACGAUUAGCAGAUUAAAUGCUUAUGGAAAGCAGAGUGCCUGCAUUGAUGAUUUUAAUAUGCGUUUGUACUGUUAUUGUAUUUAGAGAUACAUAUCUUUUUUGGGAGAAAAUAUGUGAUAUUUUAUAGGGAAUAAAAUUGAUUAUAUAUUGUUGAAUAA